Molecule: messenger RNA, 956 nt
Organism: Jatropha curcas
Lineage: Eukaryota; Viridiplantae; Streptophyta; Magnoliopsida; Malpighiales; Euphorbiaceae
Gene: MIF2
Product: mini zinc finger 2
Biological process (GO): regulation of DNA-templated transcription; regulation of developmental process
Cellular component (GO): nucleus
Molecular function (GO): transcription cis-regulatory region binding; DNA-binding transcription factor activity
Source: RefSeq, a predicted model, not a curated record
CUCUAGGGUUAGGGCUUGCAUAAAGAAACCUAAAAGCAAACCUCUCUCCCUCUUCUCUUAUUUUCUUUUUCUUUCCUUUUUUUGCAGGAUUUUGUUGUGAUUAGGUCGAAGAAGAAGUAAAUUUGUGAAUCAUAUAUAUUAGGUUCCUCGUCUUUCAAGAAUUAAUAUAUUUCAAAGAAAGAAGAAAGGGGUAUAAUCAAGAAUAGGGAUUUACAAAAUGAGGAAGAGGCAAGUAGUAGUUAGAAGAACAGAAGAACCAUCAAGAAGCUCUUCUACUUCGUCUUUCACUAUUAGAAGUGUAAAGUAUGGAGAGUGCCAAAAAAAUCAUGCGGCGAACGUUGGCGGUUAUGCCGUCGAUGGGUGCAGAGAAUUCAUGGCUAGUGGUGAAGAAGGCACAUCUCUUGCACUCACUUGUGCUGCUUGUGGUUGCCACAGGAAUUUCCACAGAAGGGAAGUAGAGACCGAGCUAGUAUGCGAUUGUUCUUCGCCUACUUCCAAUGGAAAUGGGACUUAAAUGUUUUCUUAUCUCUUCUUCUAUGUAGCUAAGUAUCCAACUUCUUGUCUUAGUGUUUUUGACUUCUGAUUUUCUUGUUUGGGUCUGAAAUUCUUCUUCUUGUUGCUGUGAUUUUCGCCCUAGUUUCUAAGGUUGAUCAACAUCAAUAAACCUCGGAUUGAAGUCCCAGGAAGAAAGUGGAAAUUGGAAAUUGUAUGGGUGUUUGGUGUGUUAUUUAUGAAUCAAGAGCACCACAAAAUGUAAAUUGGUGGUAUUAUGAAGAUGAAUUAAAUAGGAGUGAAUAAUUAAGCUUUGUAAUCCAGUAUUUAUAUUAUUGUUUUCGGAUUUCUGAGUAGCUUAGAAAUGUUUUUCUUGAUGAGAGGUGGGAAUUUAAUGGAGAAAAAAAAAAGAUAAUGGUUCUUUAUGUGUGAUUUUUAUGAAAUUAGUGUGAGAUUUGAGACAA